This is a messenger RNA of Colletotrichum scovillei, 1408 nucleotides long. RefSeq lists its product as uncharacterized. The coding region runs from base 458 to 1114 and encodes 218 amino acids. NCBI's taxonomy places the organism in Eukaryota, Fungi, Ascomycota, Sordariomycetes, Glomerellales, Glomerellaceae. The record is from RefSeq and is a predicted model, not a curated record. Gene Ontology annotation, biological process: autophagosome assembly; autophagy. Gene Ontology annotation, cellular component: phagophore assembly site. The transcript has 2 exons.
GCGGUAGUGACUCCCCGCUCUCUUCUGCCCGCCCUCCCCCUUAUCGGUGCGGCGCAUCAGUGCUGGGCUCAAGUGUGCCCCUCAGUACAUCUGACACCUUUCUUUGGGUCAUUCCCUCACCUUACCUGAGGCAGAGGGAGAGGUAUCUGUCACUCUCUCUCUCUCUCUCUCACGCCAACCGCAUCUGUCUAUCUGACAACCAACUCACCAAGCAAAAUACCUUACCAUAUUCGCAAAAGGCACGAUGCAGCAGAGCAGCGCUCCCGAGUUCAUUCUCGAGGCCUUUGCGGAUCCGGCCUCCGUACGGGAUGUCGUCAAAGGUACCUACCACCUGUCUCCCAUCUCCUGUCCCCAGUUCUCUUUCCCAUAGGUAGCCCGCAGUUCGCGCGCGCCCCGCCAGACGUCAUAUCCGCCCUCAAAACGAACGACAGCACCUUCCGAACCUCUCAGCCUCGCGAUGCGACGGGCGCCUGCCUUGCCAGUCCCCCUCCAAAGCGCAAAACCCAAGCCAUGCCACACGAAACCAGUUUUUCCCAUGGUAAUGGCCCUUGAACAGAAACAAAUGCUGAUAAAACAACCUCGUCGCCGUGAUACAGGAAUCCUCCACACAAUCUUCUUCCACCGCUUCUUCCCCGCCGUCGUCCCCUACACCCGCGAAGUCCUAGACCUGACUCUCCCCUACGUCGACGACGUCGAGCUCGAGACCAUGAUCGAGCAACGCGCCACCGCCCUCGUCCGCCAGCUCGACGCGGAGCGCUCCUCGUCCGGCUCCGGCGGCGGUGGUAGCGGCGGCGGGCGCGGCCAGCUCACCGUCCAGUUCUUUGAGAAGAAGCGUCGCAAGGCCUGGCUCAUGCGCGGCGACGAGGAGGUCUGUUGGGAAUGCUGGACCGUAAAAGUCACGGUCGCGGAGCCCAGGACGGAAACUGAGCGAGCCAAAGUCCGAAAAGCCAUGGAGACGACGCUCAUGACGACCGUCAUGAAGGUCAUUACCUUUGUCAACGCACACAAGGACCACAUCCCUCCGAUAACGACGCAGGGUUCAAACCCGUUUCCCUACCAGAUCAACAUUAACCAAAAGGAGUCGGGCUGGGCUACGAGGAUGGGCAUUUACUAAUUUUGCGCAUUCGGGUCGACGACGCUGUGAGACUGUAAUAAGAUGCUUUUUGGUAAGAUGCCUCUUGGUUUUGUUUCUGAGGAUUUGAUACGGAUUUUUGGAUAGUCUUUUCCAUGUUUUGGCUUGGUAACAACGGCAUCAACGAACCUAGGAUGACGACGGCGACGCUGCUGGCAGAUAUUGUAGAGGUGGUACACAACAUUCUGAGGCGUUCUGGGAACAAGGCAUGAUUCACAUGAGGCAUAGACAUGUAGGACAUUUGGGGAAGUUUAGAGCAAGACAAUAUGAUACCCG